CCCGCGGGUCGGUGUGGGGGUUUGGCCGCUGCCCGGAGCGUUGGGGUGGGCUGAGGGGGCGGCGGGUUCCCCUCCGGAGCCAGGGCAUACUGCGUCCGCGGGGCCUUGCCGGGGGGGCUGGCCGUCCUUGGCGGAGAGCCAGGCGAUCCGCUCCCCCCCCCCCAGCUCCUGUCAGCCGGGGCUUGUCCCUCCGCCUUCCCGGGGGCUGCGUUGGGGCCCACAGGCACACGGGGGCUCUGAGGGAGCCUUAGGCAGCGGAGUACCUAGAGCCUCCCUCCCGGAGCCGGGUGUUGGCAGGUGAAAUCCGGUUCUCGUGAGCAGCUGUGUGGGAGCGGGAGGGAGGGUCUCGCCUGGGCUCCGAGGGGGCCGCUGGCGGGGGGAGACAUGGUUACACUCUGUGGUACCGCACUUCCUGCCUUGCCCUGGUACCUCCCGCUGCUACAGAAUCAGUAUUAAGUGCCUUUUUUUUUUUGCUCCCCCCCCUUUUUUUUUAAUGGAUGUUACUGAUAAUUUUUGCAGGUGUUAUGGUUUACUCUUGAAAAAGACAUUGGUAACUGGUUAGGUUCAGUGUAGUCAUGUCAGGAUCAACCCCAGAGGAGCCUCAGACCUCCAUUCCUCAAAGCACAGCUAGUGUUCCUGAUCCUGCUCCGGUUGCUGUUGGACCUGGAGGCUCAAGUGACAUUGCCUUUGGUGAGCAAAAUCUUAGCUUCACCACCACAGACGUCAGCCUGGUGGAGAUGAUGGAAAUUGAGUAUACCCAGCUGCAGCACAUACUUUACUCACAUACGGAGGCACAAGCUAGUGAAGGUGAAGUGGAAGCUAGGCUCAAUUCUUUCUCCUCGCCUGGUAAUUCUGCAGACCCCCCUGUGCACCAGACCUCACUGAACACCAGUCAGGAGGGGUGUUCAUCAAACAGCACUGGGAACCAGUUGGUUUACCCGGUUAUCUGUCAGUCGGGAUUACCUUCCAACAGCAAUUUGCUAAGCUCAAACCCGCGUUUGGGCUAUGCUGACUUUCAGGAGCUCAGAAUGAUGUUACUUAGCGAGUCUAACCUCCCUUUGAACCAAACGGAUAAAACGCCUAACAGUAGCUCUGUAGAAGUCCCAGGACACAGUUUAGUAAAAGUUAAACAUGGUGAAAAUUUUGUUGGGGCGAAUAAAGGAAACAUACUUGUUGAAAAUUCAGCACUGGCACCAGAGCCUAGAUCUAAAUCUGCAGUCAGAGUUCGGUUGGAAGACAGAUUCAACAGCAUCCAGACAGAAAACCCCAGAUGUCAAGAACCCCAAGAAUCUGGAGUAACUCUUAACAAUUUAGUAACAUUGAUUCGACAGCCGUCAGAACUGAUAGGUGUUCCUCUUCAUCAGCAAGAAAACAAGUGUGCUGCAUUAGGGAAAAAUAAGACUGCAUCUGCCACACCUUCUUUACAGUUCACAUACCCAUUAUUUACUAUGAAUGCGUGUUCUGCUGGAAGUGCUAAUCCUUCACAAGCACAGACCUCUGGAACGUCUUGCAAUAUUCUGGAAGCUGCCAAACAUCAAGACCUCGGGAUACCCAAGACAUUCUCUUUCUGCUAUCAGGAAGUUGAAUCCACAAAACAGACAGUAGGUGCUAUGAAUAAAGCUUUGCCUGAGGAAGUUUGGAUUAAAGUUGGAGAAGACACUUUAUGCAAGCAAGCAAUAAACAGAAGAAGUUGCAGCCGAAUAAGCCCAUCAGAUACAAACAUAGAUCGCAAACCUCUUAGUGAAAUUCAAAAUAUGCGUGAGGAUAGCCAGAGUACUGCAUCUGCCCAGGGUCCUUGGCAGGCAGCACAGUCAAAUUCAAGUGUGCAGGUGCAAAGUGGUACACAGGAUGGAAUCGCUCAGCGAAGAGAAAGACACAACCGCAUGGAGAGAGACCGCAGGCGCAGAAUCCGAAUUUGUUGUGAUGAGCUGAAUCUUCUGGUUCCAUUCUGUACUGUUGAUACUGAUAAGGCCACAACUUUGCAAUGGACAACUGCGUUUCUGAAGUACAUUCAGGAAAGGCAUGGUGAUUCUCUGAAACAGGAAUUUGAGACGGUGUUCUGUGGUAAAACAGGCAGGAGACUAAAAAUAGCAAGAUCAGACUCAUUUGUAACGUGUCCAGUGCAGGAAAACACACAUGGCUAUGGAGACCAAGUAGUCUGAACUGACCGCCUUGAACUGUAUGACAAGCGUGGCUAAAAAAGGCCCAAACUGUAUUUUAUUUUCUCCAUUUACAUGCUGAAUAUGAAUUGCAAACUAUAACUUGUAGAAAUAUAUAAACAGAGCUUUAAAGAAAACAUUUCUUUAUUCAAAAUGGAAAUGAAAGUUUAACUACCAGCAAUAGCAAUCAGUGCUCUCUUAAAGGGCUUUGGGACCAGAAGCUACAAGAAAAUGUCAUGACAGCUAGGUAUUUUUCCCCUUUAGUGAUGAAAAAAUAUGUUCUUUUUCUGCUUAUGGUUCUGCUUUGGGGGUUUGUUUUGGUUUUGGUUUUUUUUUUUUUUUAAAGAUGAUCCACUACAGUUAGGAAUAGUUGUAGAAC
Grus americana (Whooping crane) is the source of this 2538-nucleotide messenger RNA. It is a transcript of the gene TCFL5, whose product is annotated as transcription factor like 5. The record is from RefSeq and is a predicted model, not a curated record. The transcript has 6 exons. Gene Ontology annotation, molecular function: RNA polymerase II cis-regulatory region sequence-specific DNA binding; DNA-binding transcription factor activity, RNA polymerase II-specific; protein dimerization activity. Gene Ontology annotation, biological process: regulation of DNA-templated transcription; spermatogenesis. The coding region runs from base 576 to 2162 and encodes 528 amino acids. Gene Ontology annotation, cellular component: nucleus. NCBI's taxonomy places the organism in Eukaryota, Metazoa, Chordata, Aves, Gruiformes, Gruidae.